Molecule: messenger RNA, 1152 nt
Organism: Olea europaea var. sylvestris
Lineage: Eukaryota; Viridiplantae; Streptophyta; Magnoliopsida; Lamiales; Oleaceae
Product: protein DEHYDRATION-INDUCED 19 homolog 3-like
Exons: 6
Coding region: 152-751 (199 amino acids)
Source: RefSeq, a predicted model, not a curated record
UUUUCUUCACCCUGCAGAGACCCUUUGACUCCCCGUCACAAAUUCACGAAUCUUAUACUACAACAUAAAUAAAAGACACCCUUCAUUCACUUAAAUUAAUCAGUGCCUUUUUUUCAAAAGAGAGAAGUGUCAAUUUAAAUACAGAAAAGCCAUGGAUGCUGAUUCCUGGGCUGCUCGUCUUUCUUCUGCCUCUAGGCGCUGUCAAUCCGUCCUUCAAUCUCGAUCUGGGAUAAAGUGGGAGGGUCUCAAUGCAGAAAUGUUGAUGGGAUUCGAGGAAAUGGACAUGGAUGGUGAUGUAAGGGAGGAGUAUCCAUGCCCGUUUUGUUCGGAAUAUUUUGAUAUUGUGGGACUCUGUUGCCAUAUAGAUGACGAGCAUCCUGCUGAAGCAAAGAAUGGGGUGUGUCCAAUUUGUGCAAUGAGGGUUGGUGUUGAUAUGGUUGCACAUAUUACAUUGCAACAUGGGAAUACUUUCAAGAUGCAGCGCAAGAGAAAAUCACUUAAAGCUGGUUCACAUUCAACACUAUCCUUGUUGAGGAGGGAACUAAGAGAAGGAAAUUUGCAGUCUCUUUUUGGAGGGUCUUCCCGUAAAGUAUCUUCAGGCAAUGCAGCUCCAGACACAUUGUUGUCAUCAUUUUUCUUGCCAGUGGGUGAUGAUUUCGUAAGUGUUCAAUCACACUCUUCGUCAGAGCCAAAUCCAGCGAAGAAUAGCUCUGCCAGAAAUGUUUUAGAAAGGAUCUUACUGCAAAGUUAGGCAUAAAUAGAAGUGGGGAGUGAUAAGAAUCAAUUAGAAAUAAAGGUCCGAGAAGCUCCCAUGUCUAUCAAAGAUCAAGAGGAGAAGUCACAGAGAUGCACAUUUGUUCAAGGUAUGCUGUUGUCCACAAUUCUUGAUCAUGGUAACAUAUGAGGUUCAACAGGGCUGCUAGGUUUGGAACCAUAAGUUUGCCGGUACAACCUCUGUGACAGGUUUUUUAUCGGUACUGUAUAAGUUCGUGUGAAAGUGUAAUAAUAAAAUGUAAUCGAUGUUCGUGUCUACAAUCAGUAGUAGAUAGAAAUGGACGCGUUUAUCCCAUUUUGGUUUAUGUUCGUGUUUUGACUAAAGAUAAUGAGUUCACUCUUCCAUAAUCUGUGUGUGUGAUGAUCUUGUUCUGGUCA